GUUUGGAAUAAGUGUGAUAUAUUUAAUCACACUUAUUUUUUGUAUGUUCCAAAGCUACAAAGAAGUUGAACAAAUGAUAUACUGGUAUGACCCAGAAAUUGAGAACUAUGAAUUUAAAAUUGAUUAUGUGGGAAUGGAUCAUCUUAUUUGCUCAGAUGUUAAUUUGAAACUAAUAUGGCUGUAUGUAAGUGACAUGAUUUUCUUCAGUGACUUGCUUGGAUGGGCUCUCAAAGCAAUGAUUGUACGUCACCUUGGAAUACUCUGGAUGGCCAGUGUCUCUUGGGAAUUAACUGAGAGAUUAUUUGCUCACAUCCAACCAGGAUUCUUGGAGUGUUGGUGGGACACUGUAUUUAUUGAUGUUAUUGCAAGCAACGGUCUUGGUAUUUGGCUCGGCCUUAAGAUGUGCAAACUUUUCAAAAUGCAACAGUUUAGAUGGACUAGUGUGAGAAGGCAAACAGCAGUAAACCUAGAGCCAGACUUUUUGCUGUGCGCUCAUUCUCGUUGGGGGAUGAACAAGUUUCUUUGGCCUUCUCCACCCUUCAAGCGCUUCCUUUACAUCAGCUUUUGGCUCUUAAUCUGGCAACUUGGGGGCCUGAACUCAUACUUUCUAAUCACCGUCUUUGAGAUUCCAAAGUUUCACUCCCUUGUGGUCGGCAGAGGGAUUUUACAUUUUGCGGUUACUGCACCAUCUUUCAGGCAAUACUACUUGUAUAUAACUGAACCAAACCAAAAACAUUUGGGUUGUCAAGCCUGGGUGUUCUUGGCCAUCGUCGUGUCUGAAACCUAUCUCUGCAUCAUACAUGGUUAUGAUUAUGAUGUCUUCAAACAUACUAAAAUCAUCAACAUUUGCAACUGGAUACUUGCAAAUCUCUUCCUUUCUUACAUCUGUGUGUUUGGGCCAGACUUGUGGCAGAGGUUUUUGCAGUAUUGCAAUGUAAGAAAAUGGAUGAACUACCAAUCUACUGACUUCGUGAAAGCCUCUUCCAAAAAGUUGUUUAAAACAGGAUCAAGAGAAUGCUUAAUAUUUCAAGAUUAGGCAGGAUAGUGUCUUCUCCAUAACAUUUUGUACCUACAAAUAAGUGU
This is a messenger RNA of Macrosteles quadrilineatus (aster leafhopper), 1083 nucleotides long. RefSeq names its product phosphatidylserine synthase-like. Gene Ontology annotation, molecular function: L-serine-phosphatidylethanolamine phosphatidyltransferase activity. The record is from RefSeq and is a predicted model, not a curated record. Bases 44 to 1036 code for a protein of 330 amino acids. NCBI's taxonomy places the organism in Eukaryota, Metazoa, Arthropoda, Insecta, Hemiptera, Cicadellidae. Gene Ontology annotation, biological process: phosphatidylserine biosynthetic process. The transcript is spliced from 6 exons.